AAUUAAUUAAACAAAAUAUUAAAUGUAAUUUAAUAUCUUUCAGUUCGAAUGGGUAAUUCUACCUCAAAAAAUAAUUAUCACAAUAAUCAGAAGUAUACUAGUCAGUCUUAGUGAUAUAAUUGGUGGAAGUUGCAUUGGAUCAACACAAUCUUCACAGAAAGAAAUUAAAUCAUGGUCUCAUGCUUCUUGCAGAAGCUGGAGCGAAGGCACAUUAAAUGACCCAUUGGGUACUUCAAAGACAUCAUGGCCUGUAUCACGUACUCAGGCUAUGUUUCUUCCAGAAUUUCAAAUAAAACAAAUACCUUUACAACAUGCUUAUACAUUUGUAAGCAUAAUAGCCAAAGGAGCUUAUGGAAAAGUAUAUAAAAUUCAAAAACAAGAUACUGGACAAUUUUUUGCUUUAAAAAUAAUUAAUAAAGCAAAAGUUGUUGCCGAAAAUGGUAUAAUGCAAGCUAAACAAGAAGUAUCUAUACAGAGAUUGGUUGGUCACCAUCCAUUUAUAUUAGAUUGUUCUCAUAGAUGGCAAGGAAGAAAAACAUUGUAUAUAUUAACUAAUUAUAUUGGGGGAGGAGAAUUAUUUUCAUUAGUCGAACAAUGUGGUUCUUUGCCAGAAAAUAUAGUUAGAAUAUAUGUAGCAGAAAUUGCUUUGGCAAUUGAUUUUUUGCACAAUGCUGGUGUAGUACAUAGAGACAUAAAAGCUACAAAUGUUUUAUUAGAUGAGGAAGGUCAUGCUGUAAUUAUUGACUUUGGUCUUGCGAAAUGGUUAAAUCAUACAGAAAGAACACAUACGCUUUGUGGAACUCCAGAAUACAUGGCACCAGAAAUAUUCAAUAGACAGUAUUAUGGUCAAGAAGUUGAUUGGUGGUCAUUGGGAGUAUUGGCUUGUUUUAUGUUUACAUACCAGUAUCCGGCCAGUGCAUCCAGUGAACUUUUGCCAGAGAACAGAUCUAAUACUAGUUCCUUACCACCUGGUACUCUACCAUCGAGCGCGGAAAAUAUUUCAUCAGCUGCGAAGGAUCUGUUGAAACGACUGCUACAACCGGAUCCUUGCUUGAGGUUGAGGUCUCUGUUAAGUCUACAGAGGAUUGCUUUCUACAUGGGUUACGAUUUGCACAGUUAUAUGCAAAAGAAGGAAUCUCCGUUCCGUCUGCUAGGACGAAAAGUCGAAAUUGAGCAGGAGAGAAGGAUCAAAGAAUUCUCCACGUUCAAUUCCUCUUUGGCAGACAGUAUAUCUCGUGGCGAAGAUCGAUGAUCUGAUCAAUGUGAUUGUUAUUAACAACAUUGUCUUUAGUCAGCUAAUGCCAUAUUGAUUUUGGCAAAAAAAAAUGUUCCCUAGUUAUUUUUUUAUUUUAUUGUACGUUAGCUUGUUGCUCAUCGUAGAUUUAUAUCGAGCAACGUCGUCGAUGCCAUCCAUUAUUUUUUAAGCGAAUCAACUUAACAUGGAUUUUUAAACUCUCUAUAGAUUACGUUAUAAUUCGAAGGUAUAUUUUUUAAUAUAACUUGUUGUAUAAAAUACGAAUCUCUUUAUCCUCUGGUGCUAUUUUUUGAAGAAAAUUGUUGCGAAGAAGAAUUCAGAGGUUUUUUUAUCAUAUAUUUUUUAAGAAUAAAUUGCGAAGCUUUUGUACCGUGAAAGAAAAAUGUUUAAUGUGUCAAUGUGCGAUUGUAGCUUCUGUGUGCAAUGUUGUACUGCUUUAUACCCCAUCGUGGUGAUAAUGCAUCGUGUGAAAAUAAAAAUAAACACAUGAAAGUAAAAUGUAUCCAAUUAUAAUAUAAAAAUAAAAAUAUCUUUAUGAAUGUGCAA
This is a messenger RNA of Apis laboriosa (Himalayan honeybee), 1801 nucleotides long. RefSeq names its product serine/threonine-protein kinase S6KL (gene S6KL). Gene Ontology annotation, molecular function: protein serine/threonine kinase activity; ATP binding. The transcript is spliced from 9 exons. Bases 269 to 1252 code for a protein of 327 amino acids. Lineage: Eukaryota; Metazoa; Arthropoda; Insecta; Hymenoptera; Apidae. The record is from RefSeq and is a predicted model, not a curated record. Gene Ontology annotation, biological process: protein phosphorylation.